This is a messenger RNA of Psylliodes chrysocephalus, 1048 nucleotides long. The record is from the annotation of a GenBank genome assembly. Lineage: Eukaryota; Metazoa; Arthropoda; Insecta; Coleoptera; Chrysomelidae.
UCAACUACUGGUGCACUGACCCUAUAUCUUGAGCUAUGUAUGAUUGAAAAUAAACCUGAGAUGUUCCGCAUCAAACUCUGCUCAUACCGUAGCAUAUUUGUAAAUGAAUUCAAUCUGUCUUUCGCUAAACCUAAAAGCGACACGUGCAGCACAUGUGAUGCUGGAAAAUCCAACGAAGAACAUAUUGAAAACUAUCAUACAGCUUUCGAAUCAAUGAAAAUUGACCGAGAGCUGGCCCAGACAUCAGAUAAUGUGGUUUACAAUUUUGGAAUCCAUAUUGAAGCUAAAGGUGUUAGUAAGUCAAUCUUCUGUACAUGGACCGAAAAUCAGGGCUCCAAAGGAAGUAUAGAUAUAUUUUGUUCGUUACUGACAGCGGUGGAAUCAGAUGAAAUACUUCGCUCCAAAUAUCAUUUAAUCAUAUGGUCUGACUCUUGCGGUGGUCAAAAUAAGAACUUUUUAUUAAUUUGUCUAUACCAGUACUUUGUACACAAGAAUAUGUUCAAAGUAAUUGAUCACAAAUAUCCAGAAGUUGGACAUACGUAUCUCGACUCAGACCGUGAUUUUGGGAGAAUUGAGAAGAACCUUAGAAAUCACGAAGUUCUUUUUACCCCAGAACAAUACAGACAUAUUAUAACAAAAUCUGGUAGAAAAAAUUUGGUCAUUGAUAUGUCAAAUCACUUCAGAGUCACAGAAAGAGAUAUGAAGUUGUACAAUAGGAAGAAAGAUCUUCUUAAGGAAAAAGUUAGAUUCAGAGACGGUAUUAAGUGGUUUCGAGUAGAACAUUAUGGAUCGUACAUGUUCAAAGAGUGUUAUGAUUAUCAUACUCCAUUUAAAAAAGUCAGUGUUACUCAAGUGAUGAAUGUAAUACCCCACAUUGAUAAUAUAGUUAUUGUAAGAAACCCUAAUAGGAAAAAUGUGGUUUCCAAAGAAAAAAUUGAAAAUUUGAAAGAGCAACUACAGUUUGUCCCUGAUGAACACCAGUGGUUUUAUAGAAACAUUAUAACUGAGCACGAAGCAGCAGCUGAAGAUUAAUUUUAGGGAAUAAGAG